AUGUCCAUUACAGAAACCAAACUGCAACUGGGAGAGUCAAUAGAACUGUAUGAGCAACUUAACUCAGCUAUUGACGGUGAAAUAGGGUUGAGAGAAUUUUCUCAAGAUCAAUGGCGAGAUCAUUUACAGAAACUGGGAUUAGAAACAGCGAAGCUGAUCCGGUUAACACAACAAUUAGACCAGCAUCGCAUACAAGUGAUCAAGCGCAAACAGAAGAAACUAGCACGCCAUCGUGAAUGGCGAAAGAGGCAUAAUGAACGCAUGCGUCGUCAGAAACAAGAAACAUUGAGAAAGAACGAACAGUGGAAGAAAGAUAUUGUUUGGAAAGUUACAAGUACACCAUCCGUCAUAGCUCAAAAUCUAUCGCAACAACAACAACAACAGACCAAGAACUUGAAAUCUUCCAACAAGGAGGAUGCGAAAGGAAAGAUCAAGCAUUUGUCGAAAGUGCUUUCAAAAUUGACAAAGUUACUAUCUUUACGGAGAAAACGGCUGGAAGCACAGGGUCAUUUCUUUGCUGACGAAGGUAGCCAGUUUUAUAACCAAGUGAAAGAAUGGCAUGAAAGGGAAAAAGCUGAGCAGCAACACCGGCAAACUCACCAAACAUGCGUGGAGGAUGAAAGGGAGAGAAAUACCGAUGUCAAUGUUCAAGAAAAGACAGAAAAGAAAUUAUAUAUACACCCGGAAGACAAAUGGAAUUCAAUGCCUAUAGACGAAAAUGCUUACAAAUAUUGGUGUGAAGCAGAACAAUCUUUGAGUAGUUUAAUCGUAACUCGUAAAAUGUGGGAUCAAUAUAUUUUGUCUGAUAUAGGGGAAGCAAAUGUAUAUGAAGACAGGCUACGUAAAGUGCCUCCUACAUUUGUGAAUCCAUCGGCGCCUGCAAAUUGGAUAUGGGCAAGCUAUCUACAGUUUUAA
Molecule: messenger RNA, 915 nt
Organism: Mycotypha africana
Lineage: Eukaryota; Fungi; Mucoromycota; Mucoromycetes; Mucorales; Mycotyphaceae
Exons: 2
Coding region: 1-915 (304 amino acids)
Source: RefSeq, a predicted model, not a curated record